AUGCCAAUAGCUACUUCUAAAUCGCGGGAUAGACACAUUCCGAUAUCUCCACCCCUUCCUCUUCCUGUUCACUUCGGACUUUUACCCACUCUUUCACCUGGGAAAACUCUAUGUCCUCUGUUCUACGUAUUAAUAGAUAAUAUACCGAUAUAUUUAACACUUGAUCCCUCACAUAAACCACAUAUAUCACUCAUUCCAUUAUUCUUAACAUUAAAUCCACUUUCACCUUUAUCGAUCUUAUCAACAUUACAUAUCCAACCUUCUGAUUAUUCUCUCUCGUUAGAAGGUAUAGCACCACAUAUUGAUAUUUGGGUUCCUAUCGUUUUAGCCAGAAAGAUAUGUGGGAAUUUAGGUAAAGGAGUAGAAAGGUUAUUUUGGGAUGAAAACGAUCCGAAAAAAGGUUUAUUGGGUAGAAUCAUUGGGGAAGUGGAAAGUUGGGAUGAUGGUCUCGCUGUGGGGCAUAACUGGUUGCCACCUUCUUCACAAAUACCUAAAUCAUCCUAUUCACUCUCAUCACUCUCAUCUACACCGUUAAAAGGUAUAGAUAUCAUCCAGGAUAAUCGAUAUAUUACAACUCCACUAGAUGAUGAUACCAGAAAUCGAAUUAUACGAAAUGGACAAGAUAAAAAUCCUAGCAAGAUAAGGGAAGGGAUAUGGAAAGAUAGCUGGAACGGUAUAAUCGCUUUAUCAGACAAGGCAUGGAAAGAAUUCCUGUUAUACCCUUCCAUACCCUUAUUCCCACCCAAUACCCCUCCUGGGCCAUCAUCUUUACCUCAAUCAAGUCAAUCGAAUAUCGUCCACGAUAUACUUCCAUUAAUCCCUUUGUUAAUUUACCAAGAAUCGUCUCCGCCAACGUACCCAUUCACACUUUCUGACCUUUCUGUCCUUUUCGAUGCUUCCCCUCUUCUAGCACGUGAUACCAGCAUAUUAUCCACUCUGACAUCGUUGACUACUUCCAAGAAAUCCAGAGAAAGAGCAUUGACUUUACAGGAGAAACAGUAUAAAGCUCGUUUAGGAAUUUGUUUGGCAGAGACAAUAGGUGGAAUCAUGGUUAGUACUUGGCAGGCGUCAUUGGGCAGAAAGCAUCACCAUCAUCCUUCAAAAGGCGAUACUAAGGGAGUACUAGUAUUCAUCGAGAAAGUUGAUUUUCCUGAUGAAGAGAUUACGACUGUAAAGAAUGGUCUCAACAAGAAAAGAACCCAUUGGGAAGAUACGAUGGAAGAUUUAGAAUCGAGAAGAGGAUCAUCACCACCUCGGCAACAGGUACAUUUUCAGUACAAACCUAAGCCAGGUAACCUGCCUAAAACCAGACAGAUAUCUUCUUCGAUUGAUAACGAUUCAGACCUUCAUACACGCUUGGGAGAACAAGGAGAUGAGCCAAAUCCUGUAAUGGUUGAUGUACCUCAGAUUUAUCAAGACACCCCUCCGGGACCGCCAUACGUGACAAAUUGGAAACAUAAUGAAGACGGCACGGAACGGGUCAUGUUAAGCGAGAAAUUUGAAGGUUGGGGUCAUUAUAAAGCUUUUUCCAUUGCGAUUUUCGUUGGUUUGGUUUUGGGUUACUUUCAAGUCUUUUAA
This is a messenger RNA of Kwoniella shivajii, 1578 nucleotides long. RefSeq lists its product as uncharacterized. The transcript is spliced from 6 exons. The record is from RefSeq and is a predicted model, not a curated record. NCBI's taxonomy places the organism in Eukaryota, Fungi, Basidiomycota, Tremellomycetes, Tremellales, Cryptococcaceae. Bases 1 to 1578 code for a protein of 525 amino acids.